This is a messenger RNA of Coffea eugenioides, 624 nucleotides long. Its product is annotated as ATP-dependent DNA helicase PIF1-like. The record is from RefSeq and is a predicted model, not a curated record. NCBI's taxonomy places the organism in Eukaryota, Viridiplantae, Streptophyta, Magnoliopsida, Gentianales, Rubiaceae. Gene Ontology annotation, biological process: telomere maintenance; DNA repair. The transcript has 2 exons. Gene Ontology annotation, molecular function: DNA helicase activity. Bases 1 to 624 code for a protein of 207 amino acids.
AUGGAAUCUGAUCUUCCCUUUGGAGGAAAAACAAUUGUUUUUGGCGGUGAUUUUCGGCAAAUCCUGCCUGUUAUUGAACAUCUACCUCCACCAGAUUUGGUCCAAUCAACUCUUUUAUGCUCGCAUUUAUGGUCUCAUAUGUGUAAACUACAACUAGGAACAAAUAUGAGAGCUGCUUUAGAUCCAGCAUUUUCAGCUUUUUUGCUUAGAGUUGGAGAAGGUGUUGAACCUGUUGAUGAACAUGGUCAAAUAUCUCUAUCACCUCAUAUGGUUAUUCCUUAUCAAAACAAACAAGAAUCACUUGACAGAUGUGUCAUUUGUCCCAAAAAUUCUUCAGUGGAUGAAAUUAAUGAGAUGAUGAUUGCAAAAUUCCCUGGAUGUCUUCACAGAUAUGUAAGCUGUGAUAGAAUUGUUGAUAGGAGAUAUCAAGCGGAUUAUCAGGACUUUCUAAAUUCUCUGAACCCAAAAGGUCUGCCUCCUCAUGAACUCUUGCUCAAAGAAAACUGUCCUAUAAUACUCCUCAGAAAUGUGAAUCCAACGGAUGGUCUUUGCAAUGGCACCAGAUUAAUUUGUAGACAAUUGGCUGACCACACAAUUUCUGCCGAAAUUGUCUCUGGUCCUUAA